UUAACUAAAAAUCAUCGAAAAAUAACAUUUGAUAAUCCAUUGGACUUCAGAAUGUCAGUCACAUUAUUGACAUAUCGGACACUUAUAAGAAGUCGUAAAAUAUCUAUGAAAUACAAUAUAUUGCCUCAAGUUUUACAAAAACAAUACAUUAAUGAUAUGUCAAACAAAGUCGAUGAUAGUAUCAAAUCAUGUGAAGUUAAAGAGUUAACAUUUCCACUUCCUUAUGGACAGUUAGCUGCCAAAGAAUGGGGAAAUCCAAAUGGUUUACCAGUGUUGGCAGUUCACGGAUGGUUAGAUAAUUGCGGUUCAUUUGAUCCUUUAAUACCUCACAUAUUAAAGCCACACAAUUUGCAUGUCGUUGCUAUCGAUGAGCCCGGAGUUGGCUUAUCAUCACAUAAGCCAUUGGGCUCAGAGUACGGCCGUUGGAAUACUGUCCUUGAAAUGAAACGAGUGAUCGAUGACUUGAAAUGGGAUAAACUGACUGUUUUGGGUCAUUCACAAGGCGGACAUUAUGCUCUACUUUUCGGAGCCAUUUACCCUAAUUUAGUUGAAAGAGUUAUUACAAUUGAUAUAUAUAAACCACUUACAUAUCAUGGCACCAAUUGGGCCAAAAAAGUGUCCAAAAUAACAGAAAUUCAUAUGAAAUAUGAGGGCUAUUUGAAAGAUGAAUUAGAGAACAAAUCGCGAGCACCGGUAUAUUCAGAGCCGGAUGCUCUCAAACGUCUUAUGGAAGGCCACGGAAACUCAUUGAAUGAAGAGAGCGCCCGAAUACUUAUGAAGAGAGGGGCCAAACAACUAAAUAGAGGCAUAACUUUUAGCCGAGAUAUUCGAUUAAAGAUCCCAUCACUGGACCCCCCGCCCACUGACCAACAAAUGACUCAAUUCAUGACUCAUCUCAAGUCUGAUCUAUUGGUGAUAAAUGCUAAACAAACGCCUUAUCAGAUGCCUGAAGAUGUUAAGCAACGAUAUUACGAUGUAUACCAACAAAACUGUCGUUAUUUUAAAAAUGUAUCACUCGAUGGUACACAUCAUCUCCAUAUGAAUGAUCCCAUUCCUGUUGCAAAUGAAAUUAAUAAAUUCAUUACCGAAUCACUUGCAUUACAAACCAAAUCAAAACUUUAG
Molecule: messenger RNA, 1122 nt
Organism: Oppia nitens
Lineage: Eukaryota; Metazoa; Arthropoda; Arachnida; Sarcoptiformes; Oppiidae
Product: serine hydrolase-like protein
Exons: 4
Coding region: 52-1122 (356 amino acids)
Source: RefSeq, a predicted model, not a curated record